Diceros bicornis minor is the source of this 1382-nucleotide messenger RNA. It is a transcript of the gene CPA5, whose product is annotated as carboxypeptidase A5. The coding region runs from base 1 to 1311 and encodes 436 amino acids. The record is from RefSeq and is a predicted model, not a curated record. The transcript has 11 exons. NCBI's taxonomy places the organism in Eukaryota, Metazoa, Chordata, Mammalia, Perissodactyla, Rhinocerotidae. Gene Ontology annotation, biological process: proteolysis. Gene Ontology annotation, molecular function: metallocarboxypeptidase activity; zinc ion binding.
AUGCAGGGCACUGGCAGAGGAGGCAUGGGCCCUGGGCUGUCCCCUGUGGACAGGCGCACGCUCCUGGUCUGCAGCUUUAUCCUGGCAGCAGCUCUGGGCCAAAUGAAUUUCACAGGAGACCAGGUUCUUCGAGUCCUGGCUAAAAAUGAGAAGCAGCUUUCACUUCUCAGGGAUCUGGAGGCCCUGAAGCCCCAGAAGGUGGACUUCUGGCGUGGCCCUGCCAGGCCCAGCCUCCCUGUGGAUGUGAGAGUUCCUUUCUCUGAACUGAAAGACGUCAAAGCUUAUCUGGAGGCUCACGGCCUUGCUUACAGCAUCAUGAUAAAGGACGUCCAGGUGCUGCUGGAUGAGGAGAGAGAAGCCAUGGCGAAAUCCCGCCGGCUGGAGCGCAGCACCAGUAGCUUCAGUUACUCCUCUUACCACACCCUGGAGGAGAUAUAUAGCUGGAUUGACAACUUUGUAACUGAGCAUUCAGAUAUUGUCUCAAAAAUUCAGAUUGGCCACAGCUUUGAAAAUCGGUCCAUUCUUGUCCUGAAGUUCAGCACUGGAGGUUCUCAGCGACGGGCCGUCUGGAUCGACACUGGAAUUCACUCCCGGGAGUGGAUCACCCAUGCCACUGGCAUCUGGACUGCCAAGAAGAUUGUCAGUGAAUAUGGCAAAGACCGCAUCCUGACGAACAUACUGAACGCCAUGGACAUCUUCAUGGAGAUCGUCACCAACCCUGAUGGGUUUGCUUUUACCCACAGCAUGAACCGCUUGUGGCGGAAGAACAAGUCCACCAGACCUGGAAUCUUUUGCAUUGGUGUGGAUCUUAACAGGAACUGGAAGUCAGGCUUUGGAGGAAAUGGUUCUAACAACAACCCCUGCUCAGAGACUUAUCAUGGGCCCUCCCCUCAGUCAGAGUCAGAAGUGGCUGCCAUUGUGGACUUCAUCACAGCGCAUGGGAACAUCAAGGCUCUGAUCUCCAUCCACAGCUACUCUCAGAUGCUCAUGUACCCUUACGGCCGCUCACUGGAGCCUGUUUCAAACCAGAAGGAGUUGUACAAUCUUGCCAAGGACGCAGUGCAGGCCCUGUAUGGGGUCCACGGGAUCGAGUACAUCUAUGGCAGCAUCAGCACCACCCUCUAUGUGGCCAGCGGGAUCACCGUGGACUGGGCCUACGACAGCGGCAUCAAGUACUCCUUCAGCUUUGAGCUCCGGGACACGGGGCGCUAUGGCUUCCUGCUGCCGGCCUCCCAGAUCGUCCCCACGGCCCAGGAGACAUGGAUGGCGAUUCGGACCAUCAUGGAGCACACCCAGAAUCACCCCUACUAGCAACAUUACCGAGGGCAGAGCAGGAGGGUUCGUCCUCCUCCCCAAGGCCCAAGGCCCGGCGCCCCUCCUGA